Penicillium brevicompactum is the source of this 687-nucleotide messenger RNA. RefSeq names its product RTA1 domain-containing protein. The transcript has 2 exons. Bases 1 to 687 code for a protein of 228 amino acids. The record is from RefSeq and is a predicted model, not a curated record. Gene Ontology annotation, cellular component: fungal-type vacuole; plasma membrane. Lineage: Eukaryota; Fungi; Ascomycota; Eurotiomycetes; Eurotiales; Aspergillaceae.
AUGAAAUUGAAAGUUAUAUCGCUAAUAUGUUGCAAUCAACGCAGUUAUCUUGUCUGCCUUACUAUUGCACCAGCCUUCUUCGGAGCGGCGAUUUAUCUCUGUUUGGGUCGAAUAAUCAUUAUACAAGAAGGCGAAAACAUAUCACGCAUCAAGCCUCGGACAUACACGAUCAUAUUUGUAACUUGCGAUGUGAUCUCUUUGAUAUUGCAAGCCGCAGGAGGUGCAAUCACGUCUUCUGCUGAAGACAGUGUGGUUCGAAACGAAGGGAUCAAUAUCAUGAUUGCAGGUCUCGCAUUUCAAGUUGCUGCCAUGGGUAUUUUCAUGGCCUUUGGCAUUGAUUUUACAAUCAGGUCAAAUAUACGAUCGGUUAGGCUCAAAGCCACCGGUUCACACUGGUUACCCGAUCCAGAAUUUCUCGACAUCAGGGCAAGUCGAAAGUGGAGAUUAUUUUUGAUUUGUAUCCCUACCGCCACCAUCACUAUUUUCAUUCGAUCUUUCUUCCGGGUCUUCGAGCUGAAUGGUGGGUUUGAAAGUAGUCUGGCAAAUAAUGAGCCUGUUUUAAUGGUGCUAGAUGGAGCUAUGGUGUCAAUUGCUUGUCUAUGGUUAACCAUUUUACAUCCUGGAGUUGCUAUCGGAAGACGGUGGAACACCGUCAAGUCAAGAUCUGGACAAUCUGAGUUAAAUUAG